Molecule: messenger RNA, 1222 nt
Organism: Trichomycterus rosablanca
Lineage: Eukaryota; Metazoa; Chordata; Actinopteri; Siluriformes; Trichomycteridae
Gene: lcmt1
Product: leucine carboxyl methyltransferase 1
Exons: 12
Coding region: 131-1108 (325 amino acids)
Biological process (GO): C-terminal protein methylation
Cellular component (GO): cytosol
Molecular function (GO): protein C-terminal leucine carboxyl O-methyltransferase activity
Source: RefSeq, a predicted model, not a curated record
GAUAAUGCGUUCGGGUUGCAUUAUGGGAAAGUGUCAAGUGGAUGUGAAGGCUGUAAAUAUUGCAGUAUGAAUGUGAUUGUGCAGUUUGUACAACAAUAAAUCCGAUAUAAACAGCAGUUUUUGAGUUCCGAUGGCGUGUAAAGCACCUUUUACUGAUUCUGAUGCUGCUGAUGAAGCGGUCAGAUCAACCUGCGAUGAUGCCUCAACAUGCAAAAGAUUUGCAACAAGUAAGGGUUACUGGACAGACCCUUACAUACAAUAUUUUGUGAGGCAGACAGGUGAACGCAAGGCACCUGAGAUCAACAGAGGUUAUUAUGCUCGUGUCCAAGGAAUGAAUCAGCUACUUGAUGCUUUUCUUAAGAAGACUCAGUGUGAGUGCCAGGUGGUGAAUUUCGGCGCAGGACUGGACACCACCUUCUGGAGACUGAAGGCUGAGAACAUGUUGCCGAAAAAGUUAUUUGAAGUUGAUUUUCCUACCAUUGUUGCCAGGAAAAUACACCAUAUCAGGACUAAACCUCCUUUAUCAAAGCCCUUGAUUGAGACUCAUUCAUCAGAUUCACUUCUGCUAGACGGUCACAGCCUGGACUCAGACAGAUUCUGUAUUAUUGGUGCUGAUCUCAGAGAUCUUCAAGGAUUAGAGGAGAAACUCCGAAAAUUCCACAUAAAUACAGAACUGCCGACGCUGUUCAUGUCUGAAUGUGUGCUGGUGUACAUGACCGCAGAACAAUCCUCCAGACUGGUACACUGGGCUGCCCACACCUUCAACACUGCCAUGUUCAUCAACUAUGAACAGGUAAACAUGGCUGACCGCUUUGGACAGAUCAUGAUUGAGAAUCUACAGAGACGACAGUGUACUUUGGCUGGGGUGGAUGUGUGCCAGUCAUUAGAUUCUCAGAAAGAGCGCUUCCUGUCCACAGGAUGGGAGAGUGUGAACGCACUGGAUAUGAUGGCAGUGUAUAGCCUGCUUCCUCAGGAAGACAUAAGCAGAAUGGAACGAUUGGAGUUUUUAGAUGAGAAAGAGCUGCUCCAGCAGCUUCUUCAGCACUACAGUAUCUGCUGGGCUGUGAAGGAUGGGCUCUGUUUGGGCUUUUCGCAAAUUGGGUUUUAAGCAUGACUGAGACCAGGCUGGGAAGAUUUGUCUUUGUGCCAAGGUCAACAUGAAACGGAGGAAGUCAUUAAACGUAUUUUUCCUUUGUUACGUCAAUAAAAGAUGAGACCACAA